Dendroctonus ponderosae (mountain pine beetle) is the source of this 2560-nucleotide messenger RNA. RefSeq names its product flap endonuclease GEN. Gene Ontology annotation, molecular function: four-way junction DNA binding; 5'-flap endonuclease activity. Bases 256 to 2436 code for a protein of 726 amino acids. Lineage: Eukaryota; Metazoa; Arthropoda; Insecta; Coleoptera; Curculionidae. The transcript is spliced from 9 exons. The record is from RefSeq and is a predicted model, not a curated record.
GAGCUUUUCUCGUCUUCUUCACCAAUUUUGCCUUUUAAACAAAGAAUUUUUACUUCAAAAUUCAAUAAUUUCUCAUUACCUUUUUCUCUUAUAUGAUACCUACCGAAUUUAAAACACAUCAACACAAAAAAAAGCGUACUGUAAAAAUAAAAAGUAUUUUAACCACAUUUAAUAGUUUGAAUACCAGUCGAACUUUUAACCGCAAAAUAUUCAAAUUCAAACUCCGCGUAACCUAACAUAUGCCUAAGGUAAACAAUGGGAAUUAAACAUUUGUGGACUGUAUUGGCCCCCUUUUGUGACAGGAAGCCCCUUUACGAGUUGCAAGGCAAAACGGUGGCAGUAGAUUUGUCCUGCUGGAUAUGUGAGGCCCAAAAUAUCGCCGAAUAUCAAGUGCAACCUCGAAUGUACUUAAGAAACUUGUACUUUCGCACAUGCUACCUUCUGCUAAUGGACGUUAAUCCUGUUUUUGUAUUGGAAGGAAAAGCUCCUCAGUUAAAGUACGAUACGAUCAGUGCCAGGAAUGCCAUUCAAUUCAAAGGAGCGAAGCCAAAAAAAGACGGUCUGAAAACGGGCAAAGACAGAUCCAGAUUCCAUUUUGUGUUGAGACAAUGUGAGGAAAUGUUGGGCUAUUUGGGUAUAGCUUGCAUUAAGGGCAAUGGCGAAGCGGAAAGUUUAUGCGCUUAUUUAAACGACGAUGGUCUGGUGGAUGGUUGUAUUAGUCAAGACUCCGAUUGCUUUGCCUAUGGAGCUAAAGUAGUGUAUAGAAACUUCUCAAUUUCCACUCAAGGUAUUCAGUCAGCAAGUGGCGGAGCUGUGGAUAUCUACGAUAUUGAAAAGGCAUAUAAAGCUCUAAAAUUAGGCAGAAAGAAGAUCGUGGCCAUGGCACUUCUGAUUGGGUCAGACUACUCAGAUGGAAUUCAUGGUAUUGGCAAAGAUUCGGUUUUGAAAUUUUUCGAGAACAUCUCAGAUGAAGAGGUUUUGGAUCGACUGAGGUCAUGGAGGAAUAAUGAGAGCGUUUUCCAAAACCACGAGAAGCAAUUGAAUGAUAAAAAUAUCUGCACUUCUUGUGGGCAUAGUGGAAAGUUGCAGUCCCAUACCAGAAAUGGUUGCAAAAGCUGCGAAACGGCCAAAGGCUGUGAUCAAUUUAAAUACAAAGACGAGAGAGUAAGAGUGAAGAACGAAGUGGCAAUGCGCAGCAAAGCCAUGCAGGAUCCAAAUUUUCCCGAUGAGGCUAUAAUAAAGGAGUUUUUAGAUCGGAAGGAUCAUGUUAAGGAACUGGAGUUAACUUGGAAGCAACCAAAUCUUGUACAAUUUGUGAAAUUCACAACGAAAUUUCUGCAAUGGGAAGAAAUUUACUCAUUUCAAAAGAUUUUACCCAUAUUGACGCGAUGGCAAUGCCGAUAUUACAAAGUUCUCCAAACACAGCCAAAGUUAAAAGGCAUGUUGAAGGCAGAUCGAAUUAAAAAGGUCAGGAACCCCAAAGGUGUGCCUAGUUAUGAAAUCAUCUGGUCUGAUCCCAACGAAUACUUCAAAGGCAUAAUACCGGAAAAUCAAAUUGUGGACAGUAACAUUGAGCUGGAAAAGCUUUGGUCGACAAUUGAGCCUCAAAGUUUAGUAGAAACCGCCUAUCCCGAACUGGUUGAGGCAUUUAGACAGUCAAAAGUUAAGCCGAAAAAGGCAGGGAAACGGAAAAAGCGCGCCCAAAUUGAUGAAUUAUCGGAAAGCUUGGGGAAUGUAUCAAUUUCUGAGCCCAAAGUGAAAAAACCCAGAAAACCCAGGGCCAACAAAAAAGUCAACGAAAAGAAGGACAUCGAUGAGCUUAACUCCAGUCUUCAGCUGCUGACAAUGGAGGAAGAUCGUCCGGAGGACUGUGACAAUAAAAACGAAUUUGACGUGAGAAGAAAAUCGGUUCGGACAAAAACUUUGGACAAUUUCGUCAAAAGGGCUGUGGUGAACUCUUACAAUCAAAAAUCGUUAAACUGUUCAAUGCUGGAUAGGAUUUCGACGCCCAUCAAAGCCAAUAGAUGCCCUGAUCUUGACACAUCCUCAUUUGGAGAAGAUGAUGAGGAUGAUCUGGACCUAUCUGAAAUAAUCAAUGAGAUUGUAUCCAAGAAACAUUAUCCGAGUACCUUAAAGGUGGUUUCAACUCCUGAAGGAUCCGACGUUUUAAUGCAUGAUGAGCUCAGCAGAUCAUAUUCUUCAAGUUUCUUCAUAUCGAAUAACCCAGAUGGCGCCGAUCUCUUUGAGCAGGCCGUUAACAAUACAUUUAAUGAGGUUUUAAGAGGAAAUAGCAGCGAAAGUUGCACGGAUGAGGACGACUUGGAUGAUGAACCGAAGGCUUCUUCAGAAGCCACUCCGGAAUGUCCGAGUUCCGACGAUGAUAGUUUCUGUGUUAAACCCUACGUGCCAUUGUAUGAGAGACUGAAAAGGGUGUGAAGUUUUUGCGAGUUUGUGGGAAUUUGCCGUUUUAUUUGUUACUGAGCAUAUGAAGACGUUGAGUACUUUUGCUCUAAUUUCAAUUUAAAAUAAGGAACUGCGACUUGUAUAUUUUUAUUUACUA